Hippoglossus stenolepis (Pacific halibut) is the source of this 1673-nucleotide messenger RNA. RefSeq lists its product as uncharacterized. Gene Ontology annotation, biological process: arsonoacetate metabolic process; toxin metabolic process. The coding region runs from base 259 to 1389 and encodes 376 amino acids. The record is from RefSeq and is a predicted model, not a curated record. Gene Ontology annotation, molecular function: arsenite methyltransferase activity. The transcript is spliced from 12 exons. Lineage: Eukaryota; Metazoa; Chordata; Actinopteri; Pleuronectiformes; Pleuronectidae. Gene Ontology annotation, cellular component: cytosol.
CCCCUAUACAAAUGGAGUUGGAAUCUCCCUCUUCCUGAACCCUGCAUGAAGGCGAGAGAGAGUGAAUAUAACAGCCAAAUAAAACUGUGUCUUAAAGGGCAUGUGGUAACCCCAUGACAGUGAGUCUUUCCAAGAUGUGUCUCCUCUGAAGCAGAAGCAACACCACCCUCUGCUGGCGGCAAAGAGAAUCAUCCCCAUAAUCAACACUUGUUGCUUUGUGACCAUUGAAAUUUGGGUUGUUUUUUUGUUUUGUUUUUCAUGUUCAGAAAAGAAGAUAAAGCUCAUUUGGACGCGAUGACGAGUGCCGAUGACGUGCGGGAAACCGUGAAGAAAUACUAUGGCGGUCGACUGGAGUCCUCCUGUGACCUGCAAACAAGUGCUGCCUCCUGCAGUUUGUCCUGCAGCCCACUGCCGAGCAGUGUCACAGACGCACUGAGGCUGGUUCACCCAGAGGUAACCAAAAGAUUCUUCGGGUGCGGCCUUCCCUUCCCCGCGAAGCUCGAGGGCUGCAGAGUUGUGGACCUCGGCAGCGGCUCCGGCAGAGAUUGUUAUGCCUUCAGUAAACUCGUUGGCCCGAGUGGACACGUGACGGGGGUCGAUAUGACGGAGGAGCUGGUCACUGCCUCUCGUCAGUACAUUGAGUAUCAUCAAAAGAAGUUUGACUACAAGGAGCCCAAUGUGACCUUUGUCCAGGGGUACAUGGAGAAGCUCGGGGAAGCUGGCAUACAGAGUGACUCAAUGGAUGUUGUGCUAUCCAACUGUGUCAUCUGUUUGUGUCCUGAUGAAAGAGCAGUGCUGCAGCAAGCCUACAACGUCCUCAAGGAGGGAGGUGAACUGUACUUCAGUGACAUGUAUGCCAGCAAAGUUGUUCCUCAACACAUGAAGCAUGAUGCAGUCCUGUGGGGUGAAGGAAUGGGUGGCUCUUUGUUUUGGCAAGACCUAAUUGCAUUGGCCCAUAGCAUAGGUUUCAGCACUCCACAUCUUGUCUCAGCAAGCCACAUUGUGAUCUACAACAAUGAACUCAAGGCAAAGGCAGGUGAUAUCAGCUACGCUUCAGGGACUUACCGGCUCUUCAAGCUGCCCAAACGUCCAGUCGUGUCUAAGGCAACAGUGACCUACAAAGGAACUGUGGGAGAUUUCCCAGAUCAGCUGGACUUUGAUUCAUCACACUGUUUCAAGAAAGAUGUUGCAGUGGAGGUAAAUGGAGAGAUGGCAGCAAUUCUCCAGAGUUCCCGUUUCUUCCCUGAUUUUGAAAUUGAGAUGUCGGAUAAACCUGAGUCCAACUCAGAGUCAACACCACAGUACUGCCACCUCAACCCGUUUCUGUUGGCUGACAGACUGGGGUCUUCUGUCAAACAAUGCUCCAAAACAAGCAAAGAAAAAGUCUAAUGAAUACAGAGGAAAUGGAUUUGAAGACUCUCCUCAAAAAGGUUUUGCAGAUUUUGUUUUUACAGGUUACUUAAAGCCUUAAUAUUUGUAUGUGCUGACCAUCAUGUACCUGUGGAGAUGUAGUCAAGGAUUGUUUUUUUUCAGGAUAUCACAUUGUCUGUUUGUGUUCACAGUCAAUGCUGUUAUAGUAUAAUACAUACAUUGCAUCAUCAACAAAAAACAUGUUGAACAAAAAAAGUUCUCACAUUUCAACUGAUGAAAUAUAAAUGAAAAUCUCACUAAUG